Messenger RNA from Marasmius oreades (fairy-ring Marasmius), 693 nucleotides. RefSeq lists its product as uncharacterized. The coding region runs from base 1 to 693 and encodes 230 amino acids. Lineage: Eukaryota; Fungi; Basidiomycota; Agaricomycetes; Agaricales; Marasmiaceae. The record is from RefSeq and is a predicted model, not a curated record. The transcript has 6 exons.
AUGUCCACUUGUGAUGGCCUCAGUGAAUUCGUCGACGAAGACCUCAGCGCGUUCAACAACGUGCUUUAUCGCGUUCACCGAUGUUUCCAAGAUGCUUUAACAAAACAAGUUCGGAGCGAAGAAGAGCAUCAAAAGCUCAUUGACCGGGCCUUCUUCUUUGAAGAAAGUGGCCUAGACAUGAUUGCCUCCAAGUUCCGUGACUACUACCAUCUUCACUCUUUCCCUGCUAAGAGUUCAUCUGGUGUAUUGACACCGGCUCAGCUUGCCAGCUGGGACAGUUUUCAUAUGCCUCCUUGCAACUUAAAAACUUCUCCUCCGCUCAAUUAUCUUCGUGAAGUCCUUCCUUCCUCUGAUUUUCAGCCUCACGUUUGGACACCGGAGUACCGACAAGUCCUCGAAGAAACACCGGCCCCCAAGCGCAACUGUUCCAGCAAGAAGAAUAAGGCUCAAAGUCCAUCCGCAAGCUCCAAAAUUGAGGUCGAGGAGGUUCCUCCUCCUUCCAAAAAGGCAAAGUUUACCCGAUCCUCGAAGAACAUCAAAGUCACUACUACAGAGCCAGAGUCUGUGUCAGAGGCUGAAGAAGCGGUGGAUCCUCACGCCAAUGAGGAAGAGACCAAAAAUUACGAUUCUGGAGAGUCCGAGGUCGAUCAACUUUGUUCAUCUCCUGUAGUCCCCUUGGCUCACUUGAAGUGA